AUGCUCUCGACUCAAGAUCUCCCCCGCCGCUUUGUCACCGCUGCUUCAUCGGCUUUGUCACUGUUGUCCAGUCUUCGACAAGCUCGUUCUGACGGGUUUCCCACCACAUCCCAAAGUUCCACUCGAUCUGCUCACCCCGAGGAGCCUGCUAAACAAUUCGUCAACGGCCACGACGAGUACCGGAACCAGCGAUUCAAGAUUGUGAAUCGAAUUGUGAAGGGACCCUGGAUGGUGAAGACGAUUGGGGAUCACAGCGCAUGCCUGUUGGGGAAGGCACUCACCGUCAAUUACCACAAGGAACCGAAGUAUUUGGAGAUCAAUGCUGAUAUCGCGAGCUCGACAAUCACGACGGCGAUCCUACAUGCUACCUUGGAGGCACAGGAGGAGGAGCUGCCCGAGAGCGCAUGCCUGUUGGGGAAGGCACUCACCGUCAAUUACCACAAGGAACUGAAGUAUUUGGAGAUCAAUGCUGAUAUCGCGAGCUCGACAAUCACGACGACGAUCCUACAUGCUACCUUGGAGGCACAGGAGGAGGAGCUGCCCGAGAGGUUGAUUAGCACGAUGAGGGUUUGUCAGAUGGAGAUGCCCGACAUGCUACCUUCGACCUCUUCCCUUGUCGUCUCCUUAUCGAUUGAGGAUCUCACAGCGGAACGAACACGAGAAUGGUUCACUAUGACAAAAUCCCCAUUUAGAGAGACCAACGGGAAUGAGUUCUACAAUAGGAAUGGAAAGAGAGUAGUGGAAGAAGAAGUUGGGCUGACCAGAUUCAUUUUCGCUGGCAGGAUU
Molecule: messenger RNA, 786 nt
Organism: Linum tenue
Lineage: Eukaryota; Viridiplantae; Streptophyta; Magnoliopsida; Malpighiales; Linaceae
Source: the annotation of a GenBank genome assembly